Messenger RNA from Lingula anatina, 496 nucleotides. RefSeq lists its product as uncharacterized. Lineage: Eukaryota; Metazoa; Brachiopoda; Lingulata; Lingulida; Lingulidae. The record is from RefSeq and is a predicted model, not a curated record.
CAGCAAGGUGAUUCGCAGUGGGUAACAUGUGACUUUCAAAAUUGCAGACUGAAUCUGAAGUGACCAUGUCGUAUCCUGGCUAUCCAGGAAACCCUUCGCUCCCAGGUUAUCCGCCGGCUGGCCCAGUGGCGCCACCUGCAUAUGGAUACCAGCCACCGUACAACCCUUACGUACCACCUGCCGGUUAUUACCCUCCGCCGCCUACUGUUCCGGUAGGUCCGGGGUUAGGUCCAGGGGUGGUGAAUCCAGGAGGUCCUGCGGGUGCUCCCCCUGGGUAUGGGUACCCACCCCUUCAGCCUGGACAACCUUACCCUUAUCAGCAGUAUCAGGAAAACAAAUCCCAACCACAGAGUAAUGGCAGCGGCCUGGCAAUGGGGGCAGCCGGGGCAGUCGCAGGGUUGGCUGCAGGUGCUUUACUUGGAGUUGUGGCAGAGAAAGAAUUAGAUCAUCAUCACCAUCAUCGCCAUCAUCACUGGUUUUGAAAAGUCUAUAUAGA